This is a messenger RNA of Rotaria socialis, 2181 nucleotides long. NCBI's taxonomy places the organism in Eukaryota, Metazoa, Rotifera, Eurotatoria, Philodinida, Philodinidae. The record is from the annotation of a GenBank genome assembly.
AUGGCCGACAUGCAACCAACACACAAAGAUCGGACAUUUGCUGCUGCGGCUGGAAUAUCGGCAACACCUCAAACUACUCCACCUGAUACACCAACACGACAUCACAGCGAAUCUAGGAAACAUCCUGAAAAAAAAUUUUCAUUACCUCUAGCAGCAUAUACAAUUAUAUUUGUUGAAGGAUGUGAACGUUUUUGUUAUUAUGGUCUUAAAGCAGUUUUACUGCUUUAUUUGAUGCAAUUUCUUCGCUUAAGUAAAGAUUCAGCAACAGUUGGAUAUCAUUUAUUUUCGUUUGCAUGCUAUUUUACACCAACGAUCGGAGCUAUUUUAUCAGAUGGUUAUAUUGGCCGAUAUUGGACUAUUGUAAUUUUAUCAAUUAUUUAUUUGGGUGGAACACUUAUUUUAACAUUAACAGCAAUACCGGCACUUGGCGGAAAAACUUUAGCUGGACCUAUCGUUGGUUUAUUGUUGAUUUCUUUCGGAACUGGUGGAAUAAAACCGUGUGUUAGUACUUUUGGAGCUGAUCAAAUAUCAUUGAAUAAUCCAAAAGCAUUGAGUCGAUAUUUUUCGUUCUUCUACUUUGCAAUAAAUUUUGGCUCAGUUAUAUCAACAAUAAUUACACCUGUUCUUCGAAGUCAAGUUCAAUGCUUCGGUUAUGAUUGCUAUGCAUUAGCUUUUGGCAUUCCCGGAUUCUUAGUAUUUACGGCUAUUGUAAUAUUUCUAUUGGGCACUCCAUUAUACAAACGUGUUCCACCAAAAGAGAAUAUCAUUGCCAGAUUUGUUGCCGUUAUUUUUCAUGCCAUACGAAAUUCAUUAUUCGGCUCACAAUCACAUGAACGCAAAGAACAUUGGGUGUAUCACGCUGAUGACAAAUAUGGUCCGCAUGAUAUUGAAGAUGUUCGUUCCGUACUUCGUGUUUUUCUUCUACUGACGCCAAUUCCAAUAUUUUUUGCGUUAUAUGAUCAAUCCGGUUCACGUUGGACUUAUCAAGCAUCAUUAAUGGAUGGAAAUCUUGGACCUUUGGGUACAAUUGAACCGGAUCAAAUGCAAGCAUUAAAUAGCAUAUUGGUACUUAUACUCAUUCCGCUUUUUGAAGAAGUUAUUUAUCCAGCAUUUGCUCGUUAUAAAAUUUUAGAAAAACCAUUAAAACGUAUGAUUUGUGGAAUGGUUGUUAUGAUAUUUGCCUUUAUCGCAGCGGGCACUCUUCAAGCAGCAAUUGAAAUAAGAGCAGACUCACGUGUAAUUCGUACCCAUACACAAAUAUUUAAUGGUUAUAGUUGUUCAAUAAAUAUCAACGCGAAUGAAACGCUUGAACCAAGAGAAGUCAUAGAUUUUCCAUGUUCAAAAUUAUUUGAAAAUCGUAUUUUCGUUACUUCAACAUGCGAUCAAGCUAAGAAUAGUUAUAAAUUAUCUACUAAUGAACCUUGUCCAACGUUUCUGACUAUUUCACAAACUAAUGAUCAUUCAAAUGGGACACAAAUUACAAUAACACCAUUCAGCAACGCCGUUUCAUAUGAAAGGAUACCUAACGAAUAUGCAUUAUUACGUCUCGUUUCAUUGGAUGGCAAACAAACAACUUUAAUAACAAUCCCAAAUAGAUAUAAAUAUGAUAUAGAACAAAAAUUAUUUCCAACAGAAUAUCAACCUGUUCUUGGAGCAGAGUAUCAACUUCGAGAUGGAACUGAUAAAGGUCGCAUAUCAGUAGAAAAAUUUAAAAUUUCGACAACAGCUGUCUAUUCAGCACUUACCUAUACUACAAAUGAUAAUAAGUUGCAUGUUACUGUUUUCGAAGAUGCUCGAUCGCAUAAAGUUCAUAUGUUAUGGCAAACAGUUCAAUAUCUUCUACUAACUAUUGCAGAAAUACUUGUUAGUAUAACAGGUCUUGUAUUUGCCUAUUCUCAAUCACCAAAACGCUAUAAAUCAGUCAUAAUGUCAGCAUGGCUAUUUACAACGGCUAUCGGCGAUCUUAUUGUAGCUGUAGUUGCCGAAGCUCGCGCGGUUCGAAAUCAAUCUAUUGAAUUUUUCUUAUUCUCUGGUCUCAUGACAUUUGGAGCAGUCGUAUUUGCUGCACUUGUUAGCUUCUACAAGGAAUACAUACCGCCUCAUCAUGAAUCUGAAGAUCAACAAUUAAUCAUCUCUCCGAAUGCUAUUGAAACUGAAGAUGAGAUUCAAUUGUCAAAAUAA